GAGGAUCCUGGGAUAGGAGGGGAGGUACUGGGAGAGCUCUCAGUGGGAGGAUCCUGCUAGAGGAAGGGAGGUAGUUGCAGCUCUCAGUGGGACGAUCCUGCUCGCCUUUCCAGUUCUUCUUCCAUCCUCGAUCAAUUACACCAUACUGCAGCAAGUGAGUGCGUGUUACCAUCCAGAGGAACAUCAAGUGGGAAGUUAGCAUCUCCUAAACGCACAUUCGUUGUCGGAAGAAAGUGAUGGCCGCCAUUCGGAAGAAGCUGGUGAUUGUCGGGGAUGGAGCGUGUGGUAAGACCUGCCUGCUCAUCGUGUUCAGUAAAGACCAGUUCCCCGAAGUCUACGUACCCACCGUGUUUGAGAACUACAUCGCUGACAUCGAAGUGGACGGAAAACAGGUGGAGCUGGCUCUAUGGGACACUGCGGGCCAAGAGGACUACGACAGACUGAGGCCGCUCUCCUACCCCGACACAGACGUCAUCCUCAUGUGCUUUUCCAUCGACAGCCCCGACAGUCUAGAGAAUAUCCCUGAAAAGUGGACCCCUGAGGUGAAGCACUUCUGUCCCAACGUGCCCAUCAUCCUGGUGGGCAACAAGAAGGACCUGCGCAACGACGAGCACACGCGUCGAGAACUAGCCAAGAUGAAACAGGAGCCGGUUAAGCCAGACGAAGGGAGAGAGAUGGCGAACCGGAUCAACGCCUUCGGCUACCUCGAGUGUUCUGCCAAGACCAAGGACGGCGUGCGGGAGGUGUUUGAGAUGGCCACUAGGGCGGCGCUGCAAGUUCGCAAACGCAAGAAGAGCGGCUGCCUGCUGCUGUGAUCAUGUAGCUAGGCUAGGCUAGGCUAGACUGGGCUAGAGAUGGAAGUCAAGUGACCCAAGAAAACAUCCUGAGAACCACGUGGACUGACCUUACAGAUUGCAUCCUUGUACCGUAUCUCCCAUUUCACAGUGUCAGGUCGGGUGAAAGGGAGAAGAGCAGUGCUGACCAAUACCACGGACGUUGUUUAUAGCAUCAGUUAGAAGUGAAAAUUCUGGACUUUGUUUUUCCUUCCUUUUAUAGCACAAGCUGUCUCUCCAUGCAUUUCUUUUGCUUUGCCAUUUUGAAAAUGCAACACAAAUGUCCACAUUUGUAUGCUAAAAUUGUUUUCCAUGUGCAUUUAUCCUUGCUUGCUGAAGAUGCAUAUAUCUGUACACACGCUCACGCUCUCCAGAUUUCGUUUUUAUAAUCCGAAAUCUAUUUUCAAGAUUGGUAUUAUUUUUAUAUUUUUUUAUAAAAUAUAAAAAUAAUACUAAUCUUGAAAAUAGGAGUGUAAAGUAGGUGUGGUCCGAGGAGGGAGCCUACUGAAGACACCUUCUUGGCUUUGCCGGUGCCUUUUUCAUUAUUCUUUUUGUUAUAUUUUGUAUCCAUAGCAACAACAGCUCAUUAUAUUAUGUCACAAAUUCCAACUACAAAGACCAAGAAUCCUCCUUGUUUCAGUUGAAGACCUGCGUUUCCUGGUGCUGAAAGUCACCAGGAGUGGCCUUCUACACCCUGGUUUACUGUCAGGUCCCUAACCCUUAUAGCCCCCCAGUGUACCCUGGUUAACUGUCAGGUCCCUAACCCUUAUAGCCCCCCAGUGUACCCUGGUUAACUGUCAGGUCCCUAACCCUUAUAGCCCCCCAGUGUACCCUGGUUUACUGUCAGGUCCCUAACCCUUAUAGCCCCCCAGUGUACCCUGGUUUACUGUCAGGUCCCUAACCCUUAUAGCUAUACCUUAUAGCUCCCCCAGUGGAGCUCUGCCCCAUUACUCGCUUUUAAACUUGCACUAAAAGCUACAACUGUGGGCCCCCCAUUUGAAACAUAUUCUUUACAAGGAUGUGUUUAUAAAUAAUUUGAAACUAAACAACAUUCCAAAGCUGUCUCGGAGGGAGGUCGGUGUGUCACAGGUGUGUGUGUGACUAUGUGUUUGUGUUAGUGACACAAACACACUCUGUUUGUGAGCGAUUGUAUGUGCGUGUGCACCAAUGCAGGAACAGAUUUGGGAUAGAGCCUCCAGAUGCAUGCAAGAAAGCCAAUGUAUUUGGAGUUUUACAAGAUGUUUCAAUCAUUCAAGCACAUUUUAAGAGAUUUUUACAUUUGAAGUAUUUGUCUCUUAAUAUUUAAAUCCUGCUAUUACAAUGUAUUGUGCAAUGACCACCAAACAUGGACUUUGUUUGUUUUUAAGGAAAGAUGAUUGUUGUGGGAUUCAAGGGAUCAUUGAUUAUUGUCAUUAUUAAAAGGAACACUGAGCAGAAUUGAGACCUGGACGCUGAAUUAAAGGAGGGAUGGAGAACGUUAAAUAUCCUCUGACUGACCAACAUUAAAAUCCAAUAUGGUCCAUGAGGCCUAAAUCAAUCAGGUGUAAUGGAAGUUUUGAACACAGGGGUACCUCAUGAUGUCAAUAAUGGACACUGGCUUACAGGCCAAUAAUUAGACAAAUUAGCCAAAUUAGUGAGUUCUUCCCCCUAUUCCACCUCUGUGAUGACGGCCUAUUAGGAGGCUUAAUGUCAGAAUGCAGGCCACUCAGUUAAGAAACACGGUUUAUGUAUGUACACACAAUAAAUGAAUAAAAUUGUAUAUAAAUACA
This is a messenger RNA of Gadus morhua (Atlantic cod), 2602 nucleotides long. Its product is annotated as rho-related GTP-binding protein RhoA-C. Gene Ontology annotation, molecular function: GTPase activity; GTP binding. Bases 237 to 815 code for a protein of 192 amino acids. The transcript has 5 exons. The record is from RefSeq and is a predicted model, not a curated record. NCBI's taxonomy places the organism in Eukaryota, Metazoa, Chordata, Actinopteri, Gadiformes, Gadidae. Gene Ontology annotation, biological process: small GTPase-mediated signal transduction.